GAGCCAAAUCGGUGAUGCGAUCGAAAACGAAAGUCCUUGGGAAAAAGUGUUGCCGCGAGAGUACGUCGUGAACGUCGAGAAGACCUAGAUCGAAGCCGACGAACAUGCACGAUUCGGACUCCCCGUCGCCUAAGAUGGAUGGCUUGGAUUUUUUCAUCGCAGAGGUUGAAGAGGAAUUUCGGCGAAUCAAUCCAGAAGUUCCGCUCGAGGAAGUGCGCGAGGAUUUGACUUCGAGAUGCAUGGAUCGAUGGCUCAUUCUGGACCGGCAAGAGAAAAUAUUUUUCUCGAAGCAAAGUUUCUCUCCGAGGCCACCUUGCCGUGACGGAUCGACGAAGAAGCGACGGUCGAGGCGGAAUUCGGACCGGCCGAGGCGAGAUCCAGACCGGCCGAAACGAGCGAUGACCGCCUAUAUCUACUUCUGCAAGGAGCAGCGGCGGCUUUUGUCGCAAAGUGGCCUCAAGUUGCCUCUAGGAGACAUAACGAGAGAAAUAGCCAAACGCUGGAAGCAAGUAUCUCCCGAACAACGUCAACACUUCGAACAAUUGGCCGCGGCCGAUAAACAACGGUAUCGAGACGAAAUGGAAGCUUUCCGAAAACGUCGGAUUUCCACUGUGGACGAAACCACGCUGUCAUUGCUCCACAAAGUGAGAGCCGAGAACAACGAUUUCGACGAUGACUUGAUGAUCGGGUUCUGAUGUGGAGGAGCAUUGUCGGAUCCCAUUCACUUCAGUCGUUUGGUGAACUGAUUGUUGGGGAUCAUUUAGACAAUUGAGAGAUUUCUAGAUGCUUUUAACCAGACUCAGAGGGGUGAAAUCAGCAUUGUGCCUUUGAUAAAAGUCCAGAAGGACUCUUAGAGAGAAGUAGUCUUCUGGGGGAGCUCGAUGUUCAUAAAAAUUGCUUUGUUCCACCAAUCAUAUGCAUGCGCGAGGAGAAAAUAAA
This is a messenger RNA of Galendromus occidentalis (western predatory mite), 939 nucleotides long. RefSeq names its product non-histone chromosomal protein 6. The record is from RefSeq and is a predicted model, not a curated record. The transcript has 2 exons. The coding region runs from base 105 to 695 and encodes 196 amino acids. Lineage: Eukaryota; Metazoa; Arthropoda; Arachnida; Mesostigmata; Phytoseiidae.